CUUUUCUCUUCUCCUCCAAUUUUAAGAACUGAAAUUACGAACAGCAGCAGCACAGGCAAAGACAAUGAUGGCUGCUUACGAUCUAACCCCAAGAAUUUCACCGAAUCUCGACCGACACUUAGUCUUCCCUUUACUUGAAUUUCUCCAAGAACGCCAACUUCACCCAGAAGAUCAGAUCUUCAAAUCAAAAAUCGAACUUUUAAGCAAAACCAACAUGGUUGACUACGCUAUGGACAUUCACAAGAGUCUUUAUCACACCGAAGAUGUCCCUCAAGAUAUGACUGAUAGGAGAACUGAGGUUGUGCAAAGAUUGAAGGCUUUGGAGGAGGCGGCUGCUCCACUUGUCGCUUUUUUGCAGAAUCCUAAUGCUAUUCAGGAGUUGAGAGCUGAUAAACAGUAUAAUCUUCAGAUGCUUAAUGACCGUUACCAGAUUGGUCCAGUGCAGAUUGAGGCGCUAUAUCAGUAUGCAAAAUUUCAGUUUGAAUGCGGAAACUACUCUGGUGCAGCUGACUAUCUGUAUCAAUAUAGGGCUUUAUGCACCAACAGUGAAAGGAGUUUAAGUGCAUUGUGGGGGAAGUUGGCAGCUGAGAUACUGAUGCAAAACUGGGAUAUUGCUCUUGAAGAGCUUAACAGGUUGAAGGAAAUAAUUGAUUCGAAGAAUUUCUCAUCGCCAUUGAAUCAGGUGCAAAGUCGGAUAUGGUUGAUGCAUUGGAGUCUUUUCAUCUUUUUCAACCAUGACAAUGGAAGAACACUGAUCAUUGACUUGUUUAAUCAGGACAAGUAUCUUAAUGCCAUUCAGACCAAUGCACCCCAUCUUCUGAGGUACCUAGCAACUGCAUUCAUUGUCAACAAAAGGAGAAGACCUCAGUUCAAAGAGUUUAUUAAAGUCAUACAACAAGAGCAACACUCGUAUAAAGAUCCUAUCACAGAAUUUUUGGCAUGUAUCUAUGUCAAUUAUGACUUUGAUGGCGCACAAAAGAAGAUGAAAGUGUGUGAAGAAGUGAUUUUAAAUGAUCCAUUCCUUGGCAAACGAGUUGAAGAUGGAAGUUUUUCAACUGUGCCACUGAGAGAUGAGUUCCUUGAAAAUGCACGCCUAUUUAUCUUUGAAACUUAUUGCCGUAUACAUCAACGCAUCGACAUGGGAGUCCUCGCAGAAAAAUUGAAUCUGAAUUAUGAUGAGGCUGAGAGAUGGAUUGUAAAUCUUAUACGAAGCUCAAAGCUUGAUGCUAAAAUUGAUUCAAAGGCGGGAACUGUUGUUAUGGAGCCUAAUCAUCCUAAUGUGUAUGAGCAGUUGAUAGAUCACACCAAGGGAUUAUCAGGACGUACUUACAAGUUGGUUGGUCAGCUUCUAGAGCAUGCACAGACCCAAACUGCUCGAUGAAUUUCUUGCUCUAGUUUUGAGGAUUUUUUUAUCGUCAGUUUUUGAGAUUUUGACUUUGUUAAUUUGAUGAAAAGAUCAGAUUCAAACUGCAGAAAUUGUACUGAUCAACUUCUUGUUUGAGAAGUUAUCUAAUUAGAGCAGAGGUCGAUAAAUUAUUAAUUUUGCGAAAGAUGGUAAAAUGUUUAGAUUCAGGAGGAUUUUUGUUGUUUCACAGCUUGUUAAUCAUUUCAUGCUUGAAGAGAUAAA
Messenger RNA from Mercurialis annua (annual mercury), 1627 nucleotides. Its product is annotated as eukaryotic translation initiation factor 3 subunit E. Gene Ontology annotation, molecular function: translation initiation factor activity. Bases 65 to 1381 code for a protein of 438 amino acids. Lineage: Eukaryota; Viridiplantae; Streptophyta; Magnoliopsida; Malpighiales; Euphorbiaceae. The record is from RefSeq and is a predicted model, not a curated record. Gene Ontology annotation, biological process: translational initiation. Gene Ontology annotation, cellular component: eukaryotic translation initiation factor 3 complex; cytoplasm; nucleus. The transcript is spliced from 8 exons.